Molecule: messenger RNA, 10677 nt
Organism: Closterium sp. Yama58-4
Lineage: Eukaryota; Viridiplantae; Streptophyta; Zygnematophyceae; Desmidiales; Closteriaceae
Source: the annotation of a GenBank genome assembly
AUGCCCGCCGCGCUCCCGCUCGCCCUCCCACCACCCCAGCGCGCCCCUGUCCCCGCUCCCUCACAUGCCGCGCUGCCGCCCCGCGCCUCCCAUGCGGCGCCUCUUCUCCGCCAGCCCACGCUGCCUACUCGCGCCGCGCCCCUCUUGCGCCCUCCUUCCCCCUCCAUUCCGAGCGUGUCCGCCAGCGCUCCUUUCACAGCCCACGCAAGCGCGCGGUGCGCAAUUGGACCCGUAGAGUCCAGUCGCCAAUUAAACCGUUUAGGGGCGCUCUCACCGCGCCGCAUGCCGAGCGGCGCGUCUCUCGCUCCUUUCCCCGCCUCCUCCGCCGCCCGUCUCAGCAGCGCCAGCAGCGUGUGGCUUUCAGGCUCCUCCAGCGCGCGCCCACUUCCCGCGCGCACCUCAACUCCGCCACUCGCGCCCUCCCCCUUCACCCGCCACUCCGCGCUCCUCCUUCCGCGCCCCGCCGUUGCGCCCAACGGCCGCGGCGGAGGGCGCAGAGGCGAUGGGCGCGUGGUGUGCGGGAGGGUGAAGCGGGGCGGCGACAGCAGCGCGGAGGGGCCGGCGGCUGGCGCGGGGGCUGGCAGUUCUGGCGGCGCUGGUGGCGCUGACAGUGGCGGAGGCGGUGGGAGGCCCACUGACGGCGGAAGCAGUACCGGCGGGGGCGGUAAUAAUGGCGGCGGCAGCGGUGGUGGCGGAAGGUCAGGCAGGUCGAGUGGCAGCGGCGGCAGCAAGCCGUCAACGCCACCAGAAAGUCUCAACGGAAGCGCCUCCCCUGCCCUUCCGCCCACCCCGCCCCCUCCGCGCCAAUCCUCCCCCGGCCCCUCUUCCCGCUCCCCAAAGGCCCCCACUGCGUCUGACCCGCCCCGCCCGCCCCCCACCCCCACCCCCACCCCGCCCCUGGCGGCGACGAGGCGGCGGCGGCGGCGCGAGCGCGGCGUGGGGUGGCGGCGGGUGGCGUGGGCGCUGGCAGCGGCGCUGCUGUGGGGCGGGGGGGCGUACGCGCAGCAGAGGGCGCGGCAGUACGUGCAGGCGCGCGUGCUGCCCGUGGUGGAGGCGGCUGUGAGCGCACAGGCGGGCAGGCAGGUGGCGCUGGGGCGCGUGCAGCAGCUGCUGCCGUGGGCUGUGAGCGUGGGGCCCGUGUCCAUCGGCCCUGCUGCCUCUGAGUUCUCCUGCGCCCAUGCAGAUGCCGUGCAAGUGCGGCUGCACCCGGUGGCGUCGGUGGCGCAGCGGCGGGUGGUGGUGGGGGCGCAGGUGCGUUGCGCCACAGUGCUGGUGGCGCAGCAGCCCGACUGGACGUGGCUCGGCAUCCCCGCUGACAUCGACGCCCCCGCCUCCCCCUCCUCCUCUGCCCCUCCCCUCUCCGCCCGAGCCUCCCUGCAACGCCAGGCUCGGGACGCAGCCUCGGUGGCAGCAGCGGAGGAGAGGGACAGGCUUGCGCUGCGAGGGGCACAGAUUGAGUACCGAGGGGAGGGGGGCGCGCAGGGGGCGCAGGGACUGGGGGGGAGGGGAGGGGAGGGCGAGGCGGGUGCAAAAGGGGAAGGGAGAGUAGUUGGGGGCAGGGAGGUGGGUGGGGGUGGGCGGAGGGUGGAGUGGGAGUGGGUGGAGGAGCAGCAGCGGGCAGCGGAGAGGGCAGUGAGCAACGUGCUGCGAGCAGCAGUGGAGGCGCUGGGGUGGCAGGGUGAUGGUCUUUUAAGGAGGGGUGGAGAUGGUAGCAUGAGCACGGAAGGGACAGUUGCAGCAGUUGGUGGAAGAGAGAGUGAAGGUAGAAAAAGUGAAGCAAGAAGCGUGGAUGCAUCGUCAGCAGCGGGCGGAGGGAGGGAGGCCGAGGGCAGCAGGGGCGCAGGUGAGGGGGAGGGCAGCGAGUCGGCGCUGAGAGAUGCUCUGGCGCUCGCCAUCCGCCAGCGCAUGGCCGCCCACGUGGGGGGAGGGCUCGUGGACGGCCAGGUGGCAGGGCAGGUGGGGGAGCAGGGCGAGAGAAAAGGAGUGGGCGUGGAGCACGAGGGGGGGUUGAGAGGGAGUGGAACGAGAGAGGUGGUGGAGGCACAGGGGGCGUGGGGCGGAGCAGCAAGGAGGGAGGAGGUUACAGACAGGGGGCUUGCCCCAUUCACUGCUGGUGCCGCCACUGACCGUGCCAUGGACCUUCCCCUUUCUGCUGGCCGUGCUUCUCCCGUGCAACAGCAGCCGGCACAGGCACAGCAGCACAAGGGCCAGGCAUCGCCAGAGGACUUGCAGCAGAGGCAGCAGCAGGCAGAGGUGGCGGUACAGGUGGAGCGGGCACCUCACAGUGCUGCCGAGCCCCUGCAGCCACUGCCAUCACCAGCACGCAUGUCAAAGGGGGGUUGCCGGCGCCUGUGUGUGCGCGCGAGUGGGCGCUGCGCAAGCUGCACCCAGCGCACGGACGAGGGGGGGCAGAGGUGCAGGGAGGGAGAGGAGAUGGCAGCGAGGUGGGGGAGAAGGGCACGCAUGUCAGAGCCACGGGUGGUGGAGCACAUAGAUGCGCAUGUGACCUUCCCCGCGCUGCCCCACUCCUACAAGCGCAUCAAGGUCGACGCCCACGGCUCCCUCCGCCCCCCCCGCAACUUCCAGCCUGCCCCCUCGCAUGCCACCCCUUCGCCCACCACCACUGCCUCUUCCUCCUCCUCCUCAUCGUCGUCCCCCCAGCCCCCCGGCAGCAGCGGCAAGGGAAAGCGCUUCUCCACGCCUUUCCACAUGAUGCCUGGCGAUGCAGCUGCAGGGCGGAAGGAGGUGGAAGGGGGAGCAGAGGGGGGAGCAGGCGAGGGGGGAGGCGGGCUGCUGCGAGUGGCAGUGGAUGUGGACGAGGACAAGCACGAGUGGGCUGUCACUGUCACCGCACACAACCUCUUUGCACCUGUGAUGGAGCGGCUGCUGGAGAUCCCACUGGAUUGGUACGGCGGGAGGGCAGACGGGCAGGUGCAGCUGUGGAUGGGGGCGGGGGAUUCGUUCCCCAACUUCAAGGGCAGGGUGGACAUCAGAGACCUCGCCUUCCAAAUAUGGGAGUCCCCCUGUGCCUUCACUCGCAUGAUUGUUUCGCACAUCCCUUCUCUGCCGUGCCAUCCCCUCUCCGCCUGUGCAUCGACGUGCUCCGCGGGCGAGCAGGGAGUGAGCGGGGCAGUGGUGCUGGAGGGGCAGCGGCUGUUCCUGCACGGGGUGGAGGGGCGGUACGGCCACGUGCCACUGAGGGCGUCGGGGGACAUGGACCUCAACCAGGGCGCGGGCGGGCAGUACCGCAUCACAGCGCAGGUUCAACCAGUGGAGGCGAAUCUGCUCAUGAAGACACUCAAUGCCAAGCCCCUGCCUUACCCUCUGGCAGGGAGCCUGCAAGGACUGCUCUUUUGUCGCGGGCCUCUCGAUGCGCCGAUCUUUGAGGGCACUGCUGAGCUGGCAGCAGAUCCUGCUGACGUGGAUGCAGCUGUUGCUGCAGUGGCGGAGCUGCAUGGGGUGCGGGCGGUGCCGGUGGGAGGGGGGGAGAUUCGAGGGGCGGGGACGCUGUGGGUGUGUCCUCAGGCAGAGGCGGAUCCAUCGGCGGUGAGUGUGGACUGCUGGGCGGCGGGGGUAUCGCUGGACCGUCUGCUCGCCUUCUACCUGCCUCCCGCCACCGCUGCACCGCCCUCGCUGCUCGGCCUCGCCUCAGGCGAAGCCGCCUUCAGAGGCUCCCUGCUCUCCCCCACGGUGGAGGCGGCAUGGAAGGCACCGCAGGCGAGGGGCCCAUUGGAGGGGAUGAGGGGGUCGGUGGCGCUCACGAGGGACACAGCCCACGCCGCCACCCACGCGCACGCCCUCGACCUCCUCCUCUCCGCCUCCGUCUCCGCCCCUCCUCCCUGCCCCACCCCCCCGCGCCCUCCCCGCGGUGCUGCUCGCCCGUGGCCGGUGCUGUCGAGGGAGCUGCCCCCGCUGCCUCCGCGCCCGCGGGUGGAGCGUGUGGAGGCAGAGUCGCGCCUGAGGGCCUUCGACGCCCUCGCGCUGCUGCCCGCUGUCCCCGUGCCCGUGCCGCCCCCGCAGCCCUCCCUGCGGCACCUGCGGCUGUCGGGGCGCUUCAAGCUGUCAGCGCGCGUGCCGUGGGGCAGCGAGGUGCAGCCAGGGGCGGUGGACGAGGCAGGGGGGGAUGGAGGAGCGAGGCAGGAGGCAGAGGCGGGGCUGCCAGGGCUGGAGGGGAGUGUGCUCAUUCAAGGGCUGAAGCUGAACCAGCUGCUGCUGGGGGCGAACCUGUCAGGCGGCGUGGCUGUGAGUCCCCAUGGCUUCAACCUGCACACUGUGGGCCGCGGCGAUGAGCAGCUCAUUCUGCAGCUCUCAGCUAAUGGCGUGCUGCCAGCUGUCCCUACAAUCCCGCAUGCCUCGUCGUCCUACAUGCCACAGGCGCAGGCCUCCGAGGCGGCCUUCCCUCUCUUCGAUGUGGGAGCUGCUGCACCAGCAUCAAGCAGUGCGGGCGGCGGUGUAGGGGGCGUAGCGGGGGGGGCGGUGAGGGUGCAGCGGGGGCAGAUGAGUGUGGAGGGGCAUGUGCGCGUGGGGGCGACAGCAGCGCUGGAGGUGAGGGCGCUGCCGCUGGACGAGUUGGAGCUGGCGUCGCUGCGCGGGCUGGUGGAGCGCGCCGCUGUGCGCCUCAACUUCGCCAAGCGCCGCGGCCACGGCUCCCUCGCAGUGCGGCGCCCGCGCUUCAGCGGCAUGCUCUGUGACGCCCUGCAUGCUGCCUUCCGCUGGACCGGCGACGUGGUGACUCUGGAACGGUCGGUGCUGGAGCAGGCAAACAGCCGGUACGAGGUGCAGGGGGAGUAUGUGCUGCCGGGGAUGAGGGAGUGGGACAGGGAGCGCGACAGGGACAGAACCACCUCCUCCCACUCAGCCUCCACGCCCACCCCCGACGCUGCUGCCACUGCGGCUGCCGCGGCCUCGGAGCGUGGCGUGGACACGGAGUGGGGCGGGGGCGGGCGGCAGGGGGCGAUGCGGGGGCAGCUGCAGGCCAUGAUGACGUCCAUCGGCCGCUGGCGCUUGCGCCUCGACGUGCCGCACGCUGACGUGAGCGAGAUGCUGCCGGGGCUGCGCAUUCUGUCGCGCAGCCACGACCCGGCCGUGCUGCUGCGCUCCAAGGAGCUCUUCCUGCACGGCAUCGAGGACGUUGGCUUCUCCUCCCACUCCCUGCAGCACCAGCUCGAGUAUGUGCGGGAGAAGAGGGAGCGCGAGUGGGAGCCAGCGGGCACGGACGUGGGCGGGGGGUUGGCAGCGGAGGCGCUGCCAGGGCUGGUGGACCUGCGGGGUCGCUGGCACGGGGUGCUGGAGGCCAGUGGGGGCGGCAACGGCGACACGUCGGCGUCGUUCGACGUGCACGGCAGCGACUGGGAGGCGGGCAGGUACCGCCUGCAGCAGCUGCAGGCGCGGGGGCGGUACAGCAACACGGGGGGGCUGCAGGUGGAGCGGCUGCUGCUGCAGAAGGACGACGGUGCCACGGUGCAUGCGGACGGCACUGUGUUUGGCCCCGCGCCCAGCCUGCACUUCGCGCUGCUCAACUUCCCCGCCCACCUCGUCCCCACCUUCCUGCAAGCCCUCCACGCCGCUGCACCCUCCCAGUCCUCCGCUGCUGCUGCUGCCUCUGGUGCGCCGUUCCCCCCCCCGCCCCCCGUGGGCGUGCAGCAGGCGGCAGUGAGGGGCGUGGUGCACGUGGAGGGCGACCUGUCGGGCUCCUUCGCCCAGCCGCAGUGCGACGUGCAGCUGCGGCUGCUGGACGGGGAGAUAGCGGGGGUGGCGCUGGGGCGGGCGGAGGUGGCGGCGUCGCUGACGAGGGCGUCGCGGCUGCUCUUCCACGCGGUGCUGGAGCCCGCAGUGGACGCCGGCCAGGUGCGCAUCAAGGGCAACGUGCCGCUGCCACCGCUGCAGGCUGGGCAUGCAGGGCAGGCGGCUCAGGCAGGGCAGGAGGUGCAGGGCGCAGGCAGGGACAUGGGCGGUGGAGGAGGGAGGAUGGUAGUUUCUGGUGGAGGCAGAGUGCAGGAGAAGCGGAGGGGCAAGGCAGGCGAGAAGAAGCAGAAGGCGGGUGUGGAUGCGACACAGAAGAAGGAAGGCGGCGGUGCAGCGCGGGAGGGCAGCCGGCUGUGGCAUGACUGGGACUGGCUGGACAAGGAGGGCGGGCUGUGGAGCAACGGCACGGGGAGUGGCGAUGGUGGCGAGGCUGAGGAGAAGGUCAAGAAGGAGGAAGAGGAGGAGGAGGAAGAGGAGGAGGAGGGGGAAGGGGAGGGGGAGGGUGCGCAGAAGGGGCCGGAGCUGCUGCGCAGCCUGGUGGAGCUGGAGCGGGCGUUUGAGGGCGAGGAGCAGGCGGAGCAGAUGCAGGUGGAGGCCAGUGUGCAGGACGCUGGCAUGAUGCUGCUCACCGCGCUCUCCCCCUCCUUCCGCUGGAUCCACGGCCACGCCGCCAUCUCUGCUCAGGUGAGAGGCACGGUGGCGCGGCCAGAGGUGGCGGCGGAGGCGGUGUUCAGCCGUGUGACGGCGUCGUCCCCCGUGCUGCCGCGCCCACUCACGGGCGGGGGGGGGCGCAUCCGCAUCGCAGCGCAGCAGCUGCUGGUGGACGGGCUCGAGGGGCGCGUGGGGCGCCGCGGCACCCUGCGUGUCGAGGGCUCUCUGCCCCUCGGCCUGCCCGCACACGAGGGGGGGGGAGCCAUCCGGCUGUCACGCGGCAUCGCGUACCUGUCGCAGGAGAAGGACCGGGCCGACACCCCCCCCUCCCCCUCCGUGCCCUCCUCGCUGCUGCCCUCCCACCGCCGCAAGACACCUGCACUCUCUGCUGCUCCCUCCAGUGCCCCUCCUGGCAAGUCAGCAGCACCUGAUUGGCUGCCGGCGAUGUCCUCCACGGCAUCAUCUUCAGCCAUGAAGCUGCCGGCGUCAGCGCCACAGCAAGGUGCGCCCUUCCCACUCCCUCCACUUCCGCCAUCCCCUGCACCAAUUUUAACCGACUGGCUCAGUCCUCUUUUGGCCUACACGCCACUCUCCUGCCUCACUUGCUUCACUGCCUUGUUUGCUCGUUCCCAACUAACUUCCCUCAGUCAUGUGUGCCCUCUUCCUCCACUUUCCCAUGCAUUGUGUUCUUCUUCACGUCCCUCCCUACAUAUCUUCCUGCCAUCACGGCCAUCAGAGAGCACGUCAUCGCCGCUAUCUGCCACCACUGCCACCGCCGCCUCUGCUGCCACUACAGCAGUGCCGCCUGUGCCGCUGCCAGCACCCCCUGACCUCGCGUCUGCGCCAUCGGCGCCGGCAGCGCUGGUGCGGCUGCGGGGGCUGCAGGUGGCGCUGGGGCCGGAGCUGCGCGUGGUGUACCCGCUCAUCCUCAACCUCGCCACGCGCGGCGACCUGCACCUCAAUGGCUUCGCCGACCCACGCCUCGUGCGCCCCUCCGGCACACUCUUCUUCGAGAACGGCGAAGUCAACCUCGUUGCCACCCAGGUCCCACCCCCCUCUCCUGCCACCCAGGUCCCACCCCCCUCUCCUGCCACCCAGGUCCCACCCCCCUCUCCUGCCACCCAGGUCCCACCCCCCUCUCCUGCCACCCAGGUCCCACCCCCCUCUCCUGCCACCCAGGUCCCACCCCCCUCUCCUGCCACCCAGGUCCCACCCCCCUCUCCUGCCACCCAGGUCCCACCCCCCUCUCCUGCCACCCAGGUCCCACCCCCCUCUCCUGCCACCCAGGUCCCACCCCCCUCUCCUGCCACCCAGGUCCCACCCCCCUCUCCUGCCACCCAGGUCCCACCCCCCUCUCCUGCCACCCAGGUCCCACCCCCCUCUCCUGCCACCCAGGUCCCACCCCCCUCUCCUGCCACCCAGGUCCCACCCCCCUCUCCUGCCACCCAGGUCCCACCCCCCUCUCCUGCCACCCAGGUCCCACCCCCCUCUCCUGCCACCCAGGUCCCACCCCCCUCUCCUGCCACCCAGGUCCCACCCCCCUCUCCUGCCACCCAGGUCCCACCCCCCUCUCCUGCCACCCAGGUCCCACCCCCCUCUCCUGCCACCCAGGUCCCACCCCCCUCUCCUGCCACCCAGGUCCCACCCCCCUCUCCUGCCACCCAGGUCCCACCCCCCUCUCCUGCCACCCAGGUCCCACCCCCCUCUCCUGCCACCCAGGUCCCACCCCCCUCUCCUGCCACCCAGGUCCCACCCCCCUCUCCUGCCACCCAGGUCCCACCCCCCUCUCCUGCCACCCAGGUCCCACCCCCCUCUCCUGCCACCCAGGUCCCACCCCCCUCUCCUGCCACCCAGGUCCCACCCCCCUCUCCUGCCACCCAGGUCCCACCCCCCUCUCCUGCCACCCAGGUCCCACCCCCCUCUCCUGCCACCCAGGUCCCACCCCCCUCUCCUGCCACCCAGGUCCCACCCCCCUCUCCUGCCACCCAGGUCCCACCCCCCUCUCCUGCCACCCAGGUCCCACCCCCCUCUCCUGCCACCCAGGUCCCACCCCCCUCUCCUGCCACCCAGGUCCCACCCCCCUCUCCUGCCACCCAGGUCCCACCCCCCUCUCCUGCCACCCAGGUCCCACCCCCCUCUCCUGCCACCCAGGUCCCACCCCCCUCUCCUGCCACCCAGGUCCCACCCCCCUCUCCUGCCACCCAGGUCCCACCCCCCUCUCCUGCCACCCAGGUCCCACCCCCCUCUCCUGCCACCCAGGUCCCACCCCCCUCUCCUGCCACCCAGGUCCCACCCCCCUCUCCUGCCACCCAGGUCCCACCCCCCUCUCCUGCCACCCAGGUCCCACCCCCCUCUCCUGCCACCCAGGUCCCACCCCCCUCUCCUGCCACCCAGGUCCCACCCCCCUCUCCUGCCACCCAGGUCCCACCCCCCUCUCCUGCCACCCAGGUCCCACCCCCCUCUCCUGCCACCCAGGUCCCACCCCCCUCUCCUGCCACCCAGGUCCCACCCCCCUCUCCUGCCACCCAGGUCCCACCCCCCUCUCCUGCCACCCAGGUCCCACCCCCCUCUCCUGCCACCCAGGUCCCACCCCCCUCUCCUGCCACCCAGGUCCCACCCCCCUCUCCUGCCACCCAGGUCCCACCCCCCUCUCCUGCCACCCAGGUCCCACCCCCCUCUCCUGCCACCCAGGUCCCACCCCCCUCUCCUGCCACCCAGGUCCCACCCCCCUCUCCUGCCACCCAGGUCCCACCCCCCUCUCCUGCCACCCAGGUCCCACCCCCCUCUCCUGCCACCCAGGUCCCACCCCCCUCUCCUGCCACCCAGGUCCCACCCCCCUCUCCUGCCACCCAGGUCCCACCCCCCUCUCCUGCCACCCAGGUCCCACCCCCCUCUCCUGCCACCCAGGUCCCACCCCCCUCUCCUGCCACCCAGGUCCCACCCCCCUCUCCUGCCACCCAGGUCCCACCCCCCUCUCCUGCCACCCAGGUCCCACCCCCCUCUCCUGCCACCCAGGUCCCACCCCCCUCUCCUGCCACCCAGGUCCCACCCCCCUCUCCUGCCACCCAGGUCCCACCCCCCUCUCCUGCCACCCAGGUCCCACCCCCCUCUCCUGCCACCCAGGUCCCACCCCCCUCUCCUGCCACCCAGGUCCCACCCCCCUCUCCUGCCACCCAGGUCCCACCCCCCUCUCCUGCCACCCAGGUCCCACCCCCCUCUCCUGCCACCCAGGUCCCACCCCCCUCUCCUGCCACCCAGGUCCCACCCCCCUCUCCUGCCACCCAGGUCCCACCCCCCUCUCCUGCCACCCAGGUCCCACCCCCCUCUCCUGCCACCCAGGUCCCACCCCCCUCUCCUGCCACCCAGGUCCCACCCCCCUCUCCUGCCACCCAGGUCCCACCCCCUCUCCUGCCACCCAGGUCCCACCCCCCUCUCCUGCCACCCAGGUCCCACCCCCCUCUCCUGCCACCCAGGUCCCACCCCCCUCUCCUGCCACCCAGGUCCCACCCCCCUCUCCUGCCACCCAGGUCCCACCCCCCUCUCCUGCCUCCCCGCCAUUCUUCCUUCUCAUGCCCCUUUGCCAUCCUCCCUUCUCAUGCCUCACUAUGCUCCCUUGUCACACCGGACCUGCCCAUACCCCUGUGCCGCGUGUGUCAUGUGCAGCUGCGGCUGAACCGCGACCACCCCAACUGUGCGCGCUUUGAGGCGGCGCUGGGCAUGGACCCGCUGCUGGACCUGAAGCUGGUGGGGGCGGACUGGCAGAUGCGCAUCCAGGGCCCGGCCAACCGCUGGCAGGACCACGUGGUGCUCACCACGCUGCCGCGCGGCGGCGAGGAGGACGUGCUGUCGCCCGCCGAGGCGGCGCGGCUGUUUGAGAGCCAGCUGGCGGAGUCGCUGCUGGAGAAGGACGGCCAGCUGGCGCUCAAGAAGCUGGCGGCCGCCACCGUGGAGACCCUCAUGCCCAAGAUCGAGAGCCGCGGGCAGUUCGGGCAGGCGCGGUGGCGCCUGGUGAGCGCGCCGCAGAUCCCGAACCUGCUCUCGCUGGACCCCACCUCCGACCCCUUCCAGUCCCUCGCCAACCUCUCCUUCGGCGCCGAGGUGGAAAUCCAAAUCGGCAACAACCUUCAGGCAUCUGUGGUGCGGCAGCUACGCGAGAGUGAGAUGGCAACCCAAUGGAAACUGCUAUACCAACUCAACUCCCGCUUGCGUCUUCUCUUCUCAUCCUUGUCCUCCGUUGAGAAACGACUUUUGUUUGAAUACUCUGCGUCCUCACAGAAUUGA